Messenger RNA from Hibiscus syriacus, 1940 nucleotides. Its product is annotated as transcription factor IIIB 90 kDa subunit-like. Gene Ontology annotation, cellular component: nucleus; transcription preinitiation complex; transcription factor TFIIIB complex. Gene Ontology annotation, molecular function: RNA polymerase III general transcription initiation factor activity; TBP-class protein binding; RNA polymerase III type 3 promoter sequence-specific DNA binding. Gene Ontology annotation, biological process: transcription by RNA polymerase III; transcription preinitiation complex assembly; DNA-templated transcription initiation. The transcript has 20 exons. The coding region runs from base 111 to 1901 and encodes 596 amino acids. The record is from RefSeq and is a predicted model, not a curated record. Lineage: Eukaryota; Viridiplantae; Streptophyta; Magnoliopsida; Malvales; Malvaceae.
CCUAACCCUAAGUCCUAACGUCAUCUCUUAACUGUUCCCGACUCCUAACUUAAAAAGGUGAGAAGCAAAAAAGAUUAGCGCUAUUUUUUAAAAAUUCGUAAAUAAGGAGGAUGGUUUUCUGCUCUAGUUGCUCUAGAAACGUUGCUGGAGAACGCCUCAAUGAAGGUGUUUUGUGUUGUAAUUUUUGCGGGAAGGUUUUGGAAGAAUACAAUUAUGCAACCGAACCUCAAUUCGUUAAAGAUUCAGCUGGCCAGAGCAAAUUGUCCGGAAAUUUUGUGAAAUCCGUCCAAGAUAUUUCAGAUUCACGUAGGCGUACAUUGGAUAAAGCUUUUGAUAAUAUGAAUAGUCUGAGGAUUCAAUUAGAGAUUGACGAUUAUAGUGAUGAAGUUGUUCAAAUUGCUAGACGCUUUUAUGAAAUUGGCCUUGAACGGAAUUUCACUAGGGGGCGCAGAUCAGAACUAGUAGAGGCUGCAUGUCUUUAUCUUGCCUGUCGGCAAAAGAGAAAGCCGUUCCUCCUUAUUGAUUUUUCAAAUUCUAUAAGUGUAAACGUUUAUGAGCUUGGCUCUGUAUAUCUGCAGCUUUGUUAUGUGCUCUACCUUGCUGACACAAAAGAUCUUCCGAAACUAGUUGAUCCUUCAAUUUUUAUUCAUAAAUUUACAAAUACUUUGAUUCCAGAAGGGAAUGAUGCAGUUGUUAAAACUGCACGAGACAUUUUAGCUAGCAUGAAACGGGACUGGAUGCAGACAGGGAGAAAACCCAGUGGAUUAUGUGGUGCAGCGCUAUACAUUUCUGCUCUUUCACAUGGUUUGAAGGUUUCUAAGUCAAAAAUUAUAGAGGUUGUUCACAUUUGUGAAGCAACAUUGUCAAAGCGGUUGAUUGAAUUUGAGAAUACCGACGCUGGAGCCUUAACGAUGGAGGAGUUUACGGAAAAGGAGAGGGAGCUUCGAAAUAGUUCAUUAACUAUAAAACAGCCAAAUACUGGGUCAAAAGAAACAAGCUUAGAUGAAGUUCUGUGUAGGCAUACGGAGAGAAAAUCUUUUGCCUAUGGACUUUGUAAUGAAUGUUAUGAAGAGUUCAUGAAGGUUUCAGGAGGGCUUGAAGGGGGAUCAGAUCCACCUGCAUUCCAACGUGCUGAGAAAGAGAGACUUGCAAAAUUAUCUGUAGAGGAAAAUUCUAAUAGCGUAUCUAACAGCACCAUCGAGAGUGGAUCUGAAAAAGCUCAAAAUAUUGGGAUUUUAGAGGAUGCAACUAACAAGGCAGCCAUUGAUGACUGUGACAAUAAUAAAUUACCUGGAGUUGAUGGUAGUGAUGAUGGAUCGGAUAACUUUUCUGAUAUUGAUGAUUUUGAGGUUGACAGUUAUCUUCUUCACAACGAGGAGGAGAAGCAUUUCAAAAAGAUCAUUUGGGAAGAAAUGAACCGGGAAUAUCUUGAGGAACAAGCAGCCAAGGAAGCAGCCAUAGAAGCUGCUAAGGAGGCUUUAAUGGCCAAGUAUGAUAAAUGCCCAGAGGACCUCCAAGCUGCACAGGAGCUUGCCGCAGCUGCUGCAGAAGUAGUGGCAAAAUCUAGAAAGGAGAGACGACAAAAGCGGGCUGCUGAAGAAAAAAGUGCAGGUCCUCCACAGACUGCUGCUGAGGCAACCCGGCGAAUGCUGGUCAAGAAGGGACUAAGCUCAAAAAUAAACUACGAUGCAUUGGAGAAACUCUUCGAUGACCCGGUAGGUACAGAGAAACCCAAGAAACAAAAACUUGAGUCAAAUUUGGAUGAAAACGAAGAGAAGGGUUCAGAAAUUGGGAAAGCAGGUGAUGAAUAUAACGAUGAUGGAGGGGAUGAAGAAGAUUAUGAAGACUAUAACCCGGAAUUUGACAGCCAAGUUUAUGAUUAUGAGUAUGAUGGAUAUUGAGAACUUAGGAGUGACAGCAGGGGUCAUGGCUUCUCCAAG